UGGUGGCCGCCCACGCCCUGCGAGCCUUGCAGGCACCCCGACGUGCGCCCGGAGGUGCUUUGGCGGCGCUCUGAGCUUCCCCGGGUUGCGCGCAUCCGCGGCGAGGUCUCUUUGCCUUCCUGCCCGGGCCAGGUGCCCCGCGCCCAGCGGAGGAUGGCCGAUUUCCCCGCCAAAGUCAACACCCGCACCAGCACCUCCGCCGGGGCACACACGGGAUCGCCCUCCCUGGACCUCGAUUUCCUGAGGUCCCCCGUUGGCGUCUUGAUGAUCGUGGAGAUCGUGCUGGGCUGUUUGGUGUGGACCCUCAUUGCCGACACAUACUACCAGCCCUACCCUUCCUACGGCUGGGUGAUGUUUGUAGCUGUCUUCUUCUGGAUGGUGACGGUCAUAUUGUUUGCGAUGUACCUUUUCCAGCUUCAGCUGAAACUCUACAUGAUCCCGUGGCCUAUUGUGCUCCUUGUCUUCAACGCUGCAGCCUCCGUCUUGUACGCCACGGCUUUUGUAACGAGCGCCACAUCUGUCGAGCUUUACUCCUGGCCUCAUUCGCCAGACUACAACAGAAGAGCGGCCGCCUCGUUCUUUGCGUGUCUGGUGAUGAUCGUCUACGGGGUCAGUGCCUGUCUCAGCUUUCGCAUUUGGAAAGGAUACGGAAGCAACACAGCAACCAGUCAAGCUACACUUCCUAAUCACACCUAAGAACUGUUGCUUGCUCUGAAUCAACAUGGGCCAAUGGGACGGCUCUGCGGCAGGGCAGGGGAGCGGCUAAUGGUGCCUUGGGGUUCUCUCUUGCCCUCUCUUCCUUUCACAUCCAGAUCGAGUACAGCUCAAUCACUCUUCCUGGUCCCACCUUUCGCGUGGCCUGGGCCACAAAUGCAGCAUGCGUUCUAAUGCCAUCUAGAUUUAGAUCAGUGCUUUUCACUACUUUCUACUAAUUGGCUCCGUGUACCAAUGCGUGGAGGAUGAGUCCCUCUCCUGUCUUGCAAGAGAUCACUUCCAGCCUAGUUCAAACUGGCAUGCUAUGUCUCAGGCAUGUGAACAGGCCCCACCGUAGAUCUAUUGCCCGCAGAGCUUGUACAUCACCUGUUGUUACCUCUGCUGUGAUGCUUUCAGCACAUGGCAACUCAUGUGUCCAGUGAGCCACAGCGUGCAUCAAACAGCUGUUAGAGGCUCCUGGUUUAAUGCAAGAAAGUUCAGAAAGCACUAGAACCAAACAGGGCAGUCCCAGCAGUGGUGUUAGAUCUGUGGCCAAUUCAUAUAUGCAGAACGGCUCCGAUGCUCAACGCUCCAGGGUGAACCAUCUUCCUGUGUCCUGCUUUCCCAAAACCUUCUUAAUAUUCAAGAAUAGGCCAACAGGACUGGAGCAAAGGUGUACUUAGCCCCACAUCCAUAGGGGUCUGCUACCCUUGGGAUAGUCACCAGAAAGGCACACUGCCUCCAAGCCAGAGGCGGAUCUGGGGAAAAUGUAGCUUGCUGCGAAAUCUGAGUUUUCCGCCCCCUCCCACUCCAAACAAUUUUUUUUGCAUGAGGUCUUGAAGUUAGUGUAUGGACCAGGGAGGGAGGAGAUGGUUGUGGGGGCGAUUUUCUACACCCCCCCACCCCGGUGACUUAAUGGCUGCAGCCCGGGGACAUUUGACCCCAUGUACCCCUGGGCGAUACACCCCUGUUCCAAGCAUACAACAUGCCUGCACAGAGGUUGAGGGGUGAUUGCUGCAUGUGUGCACUGACCCACAAAAACCCUCAGAGCAGCGCUGGAAGCAGAAUAUGAAUUCUUAGCAACUUUGGACUGGAGGGUAGGGUGUGUGUGUGGCCCACUUCAGUGUGCCUCUGUGAAUUAGCCCGAAGCAUCCCCAUCUCCAGCCACGGCCACACUAAAUCCACUAAAACAAGCAAGCCUGGUCUUGCCUUAGGCCAGCCGCCUGCAGCUUAAUGUGUAAAUAAUUUAUAUUUAACUCAAUGCGUGUGGUACUUAGAAGGGAUGACACACAGCUUUUGGUGCAACUAUGCAGCACGUGUUUUGUUUUAUUAUUGAUUCCUGAAAAAAAAUUGGAAAGACAAGUUCUGUUUUAAAUUAAAAGUGUCUAAAUCUGA
Molecule: messenger RNA, 2088 nt
Organism: Sphaerodactylus townsendi
Lineage: Eukaryota; Metazoa; Chordata; Lepidosauria; Squamata; Sphaerodactylidae
Gene: PLLP
Product: plasmolipin
Exons: 4
Coding region: 154-696 (180 amino acids)
Biological process (GO): myelination
Cellular component (GO): membrane
Molecular function (GO): structural constituent of myelin sheath
Source: RefSeq, a predicted model, not a curated record